Molecule: messenger RNA, 774 nt
Organism: Gloeophyllum trabeum ATCC 11539
Lineage: Eukaryota; Fungi; Basidiomycota; Agaricomycetes; Gloeophyllales; Gloeophyllaceae
Exons: 5
Coding region: 1-774 (257 amino acids)
Biological process (GO): carbohydrate metabolic process
Molecular function (GO): hydrolase activity, hydrolyzing O-glycosyl compounds
Source: RefSeq, a predicted model, not a curated record
AUGUUCAAGGUGCAGCUUUCGACAGUAACUGCUAGCAUUGGCCUCGCGGCCUUUGCCACCCUCUUGCUCUCACCACCCGCUAGUGCGGACACCAUCACCAUCCCUACCUCUUCAUUCGACAGUACCUCCAGUCUCGAGCAGUACUGGAACUACAACUACCCGUGGGGCGACACACACAACGGAGCUGCCCGCAUGUCCAGCGAUCAUGUCAGCGCCUCGGGCGGCGUGCUCACCUUGACCGCAGUCCCAGCGAGCGACUCUGAUUCGGACAUCCAUUACCACUCGGGUACGAUCUACGCGAAGGAGCAGGUCAACGUCGACGGGACGGACGCCGUGGGGUACCAGGUCGAGGGCGAGUUCAUCGCGCCGACGACCAAGGGCACCUGGCCCGCGUUCUGGCUGAACGCAGCGAGCGGCUGGCCGCCGGAGUCUGACAUCGCCGAGUGGAAGGGCGAGCGCACUGACCAGAUUUGGUUCAAUACGUUCAACACGUCUAGCCAGGUGGCGAGCAAGGUGGUUACCUGGCCGGACGAUGGGAACUACCACGCCGUCAAGGGUGUCUUGCGCACCAUCCCAGGGAAUUCGGCCGAUCUCAGUAUUGAGUAUUACUUGGACGGCACGCUCCAGGCUACGCACACUGCGGCGGGCUACGUCGGCAAGGCGCUGAAUCUGAUCAUCGACUUGCAGAUGGAAGGAAGCUCAGGUUCUCCUGGACCCACCGGCACCACGACGUUCAAGAUUCGCAACGUCCAGAUGACCAAGUUGACGUCCUAA